Messenger RNA from Centruroides sculpturatus (bark scorpion), 3662 nucleotides. Its product is annotated as patched domain-containing protein 3-like. The transcript is spliced from 4 exons. The coding region runs from base 699 to 3344 and encodes 881 amino acids. The record is from RefSeq and is a predicted model, not a curated record. Gene Ontology annotation, cellular component: membrane. NCBI's taxonomy places the organism in Eukaryota, Metazoa, Arthropoda, Arachnida, Scorpiones, Buthidae.
UUCACAUUUAUGUAUGCAAUUAAUAGUUAUUACAGUAUAAUAGUAGACAAUUACAUAUUGAACUUUUCGGUAUUAAAUGUUAACACAAACGAAGAUUAAACCCAAUUUACUCUUUCGGUUUUCUAUCUAGUAUUUAUAUUUUAAUGACCGUAACACGUCUUUAUGACACAAACAUGUUAAUUAACAUUCAACCUUCGUAGCGCUGGCAACAUUCCAUUAUUUACUGCAUAUAAUAAGUUAGGAGGAAUAAUUUUAUUAUUAAAAUAAAAUCUAUUCAUUUCCGAAUUGUAAUAUUUAAAAAAAAAAAAAGACCCAAAAAUGAAUCAGACAAAAAUAAUAAUAAAAAUCGGUAGUUUUAGUGAAUGGGGAAUUUCCAGAAAUUCUUCAAUUGUCCUUGAAGAUAGUAAGAAAAAAAGCAUAAAACAUGUGAACCAAUAAGUGGUCCUAUACAUUUUGACGUCAAAACCUUUUUCGAAUGAAAAAAGUCCCUUAAAUAUAGUACUUAAGUUAUUUUCUUAUUUUAUUUUAUGAAGUUUUACGUCAGACUUGUAAUAAUCUGAUUUGUUAUGACGUAUAAGACGAAACAUUUCUUAUAUUAUCAUUCAUUUAUAUUUUCUCAACUGUUUAUACACCUUCACAUCUAAUAGUUAAGUUAGAUCUCACUUAGAAAUAAUCAAAAGAAGUAAAUAGAGAACAACAUGAAAUACAACAUUGUACAACGUUCAUUGUCAGCGAAAUUUAGAAAACUUGGAGAAAUAAUAGGACAUUAUCCUUAUUAUUUUUUAACUUUACCAGUUUUAAUAUCUGCUAUUUUAUCUACAGGAUUUCUUAAAAUAACAUUUAAUAGGGAUUUCGAACAUCUUUUUGAAACUGAAACAGGGAGAGCAUCACAAAAUAAAAGAAUAGUAGAAAGUUUGUUUCCAACAAUUACAUCGAAAUAUAUUGAUAUAUUAAGAGCAACGUAUACACCACCCGGUAUAUAUAUAACAGCAAUAGCUAAAGAUGAUAAAAAUAUGAUAAGAGAAAUCAUAUUUAAUGACUUAAAAAAAAUCGACGAAGUUGUACGUAAUCAUAGAAUAACGUGGAAUGAUGAAAUUAUAACUUAUAAAAAUGUGUGCGCUAUAAAAGAAAAUGUCUGCUAUGAAAAUCCAGUUUUUAAUCUUAAUGAUAAAAUUAGAAAAUACGAAGAAGGAAAAUAUCGUUUUAGAUUUCCAUUAGAAAUUGAUCCAUUUACAUUAAUAUUUACUGCUCAUGCCGUAAAUCUUGGAGGAGUGACAAGAGAUAAACUUGGCUACGUUACAGACGUUAAAGCUAUAAGAUUAUUUUAUUUAAUAGAAAAUCGCAACGACACUAAAAGAAAAAUGGCUUCCGUUUGGGAAUUAUCACUUACUGACGUUCUUCGAGGGAUGAAAUUUAAACAUAUAGAUAUAUCUGUUAUGCCUUCUUCUAUAUUUGCAUCCGAGAUGGAGCAUUUUUCAAGAUCAAUUUUACCUUUAUCCGCGGUGGUUGCUCUUAUCGUAGCAAUCUUCUCAAUGAUCACUAGUAUCUCGGUAACUUUGGUAAGAAGUAAACCUUGGUUAGGUGCUGCUGGUUGUGUAUCUGCAGCUCUCGCUAUCCUAGCGACCUUCGGUUCAAUAUUUCAUUGUGGGUUAUCUUAUACUGAUAUUCAUAUUGUUUUGCCAUUUCUUAUCCUUGGCACAGAAAUAGAUGACGCUUAUGUAUUAAUUGCAGCGUGGAGAAGAACAAAUGCAAAAGAUGACGUACCAAAACGAAUGGCAGAUUCGUUUUCAGAAGCUGCUGUGUCAAUUACUAUAACUUCCUUAACCAACUUUUUAUCGUUCUGUAUUGGAAUUACAGCACCUUUUCCAAUAGUUCGUCUAUUCUGUAUUUAUGCUGCAGUAGCUAUAUUUUUCACGUACAUUUUUCAAAUUACGUUUUUUGGAGGAUGUAUGGCCAUAAGUGGUUAUAGAGAAAAAUAUUUGCUCCAUCCUUUAACACUUCGAUCCAUUACACUUCCGGAAACAAAAGAAAAAGAGGAUGAAGAGAAAGAAGAAAUAUUAACAACAAUUUUUAGAGAUAAAGUUGGAAAAUUUCUUACCUAUUUACCAGUAAAAAUUAUAAUUUUAAUUAUAUUCUGUGGAAAUCUUGGUGUUGGAAUUUAUGGUUUUCUAAAUAUGAAAUCAGGUAUGGAAGUAACAGAUGUGAUAAGAGCGGAACAAGCCGGAUUUAUUAACUUAUAUUAUCGUUAUUUUGCACAAUAUCCAGCAAUGUUACAAAUUGUGAUAAAUGACACAUUACAUUAUUCAGAUCCUACCGUACAACAACGAAUAGAAGAAACUUUAAGUAGGUUUGAAAAACAUCCAAAUAUAGCAGAAACUUCGUCGAGAUUAUCUUGGUUAAAAUAUUAUAAAAAUUUUACAAGUAAACAAGUAUCUUCGGUAUUUUUAAGAGGUUUUAAUAUAUCAAACGAAGACGAUUUUGUAUAUGUAAUGAAGAAUAUAUAUGUUAAAUUAUAUCCAGCUAGACAAUUUAAACAAGAUGUGAUAUUUAAUAAUGAUUCAACGAGAAUAGUCGCUAGUAGAUUUUUAUUAUUAUUAAAAGGUUUAGUGGAUAGAGAAACUGAAAAUAAAGCAAUAAGGGAGUUACAAGAAAUUGCAGAUACUUCGCCUAUACCUAUUACGAUUCACAGUUUAUUUUUUCCAUUAAUGGAACAUGGAAAUUUAAUCAAAGGAAUUGUUAUCAAGGUUGCAUGGUUAUCGGCAAUUUUGAUUAUUUUAAUAUUUUUUAUGUUUAUACCAAAUUUAAUUUGUGCCAUUUGUAUAGCAGUUGCAGUAUUUUCAUCCUUAUGCGAAACUAUUGGUUAUAUGGUUUUAUGGAAUGUAAAUUUAGAUAUGAUUUCUAUGAUAGUUUUAAUUAUGAGUGUAGGAUUUUCUAUAAACUAUCCAACACAUAUAUCAUUUGCCUUUAUGAUGUCAAAGAAAGAUAAACCGAAUGAUAAACUACAAGACAGUUUAUACGAUGUCGGUUUACCUAUUUUUCAAGGUACCACGUCUACUAUACUCGCUGUUUUAUUAUUUGCAUUCGAAAGUACUCGUAUGUUUAUACUAUUUUUUAAAGUUAUGUUCCUCUUAUCCAUACAAACAGCUUUUCAUGCUAUGUUGGUAUUACCUGUUGUUUUAAGUAUAGUGCAAAGUUUCAGAAAUAAGAAUGUUACAAAUAAUAAAAUAACUCAUUUACCUAAGUAUGUACCAUACACAUACGAUGAUACAUUGUACUUAAAAUUAAUGGACAAAAAUCAGAGCGAACAUAAAGUAAACUGUGAUUCACCUUGUACGCAAUUAUAAAGUUAAUACUAAUACAUGUAAUUAUGUCUUUCAUAUUAAUUUCAUUGUAAAUUUUAUCGCCAAACAUAUCAUUACUUUUCAAAGAUUAUUGAACAUCAAUGUAUAGAAAUGGAAUUAAUUUUGUAUGAAGGUUUUUCAGACAAAUGUAAUAAUAAUUCCUGCCAGAAACUUCAUAUUUUAUACGAGUAUACCUUAGAAUAUCAUUACCUCAUUUAGAAGUGAUAUUUUAGCUUAUUUCCUAUAAAAAUAACUCAUGCAUAACGUAUAAUCUGUAUUAAAAAAAACCUUAAUUAAAUAUUUUAGCUAAAUUUUGGUGAC